Molecule: messenger RNA, 759 nt
Organism: Sphaerulina musiva SO2202
Lineage: Eukaryota; Fungi; Ascomycota; Dothideomycetes; Mycosphaerellales; Mycosphaerellaceae
Exons: 3
Coding region: 1-759 (252 amino acids)
Source: RefSeq, a predicted model, not a curated record
AUGCCUGCACCGACCAAUCUCCCCGGUCCGCAGUCUGCAGUGGACGGGCUGCAGGUUCUUCGCAACGCCGUCGUUGUUGUACGGCGGCGGCGCACCACUGCAGUGGCGGGUGGUCCACUUGCACGUCGUCCACGUCCGGAGCCUACGCUACCACAUGCUACUGCUGUAGUGAUUGCGCGUGCUUAUUGCGCAUCCCACCCCCAAUGCCCAUCCCAUGCCUCUAAAUCUGGCGCUGGCACGUAUUGGACUGCCACAUACGAGACGCUAAGCAAGAGGCGCGAUCAUAAACCAUGGCGGAAAGCAACAACCUUUCUUGGCUCGGGCCAGCAGGAGGUUACGACCAAAGUUCCUGCCGGCCGUGGGAGGGGCUGGAGCCCAGCCCAGCCCAGCUUCCAUGUCGUGAGGCUGACUGCCGCUGCCGCUGACAAAAUUACAAAAUUGUCCGGCUUUGCGGCCACACCCACACGUUGCCCUGUGAACCUGCCCUGCGGCCUGCGGUGCUGUACGCUUGAUGCCUUUGCCUUCCAAUUCACGACUGUCCUCGCCCGGGACCGCCGCAUCAGCUUCCGUCACCCGUUUCCGUUGUUGCGUCGUUUUUCCCCAUGGCCCUUGGGCGCCUACGCCGCGCAUGCCAUUGGCCAGCCAGUGCUGCUUUAUCUCCGUCGGACACUGGACACUCCUUGCGCGCAGCAGUGGGCGCAGUGGAGAAGCCCCCACCCCUCCUCGCCUCUCCUCACUGCCUGCCUACCUCCUACCUAG